CGGUGGCUCGAAAGCGAUGUGGCGAGACUGGGUAAAGGCGAUUCGUCGAAAGCGGGCACGGUCAGAUCACGGUGCGUUGGGCUGAGCGAGUUGGCGAGUCGUAGACAGCGACGGGGUGCGAGGUAUCACGAGCGAUUGAAAAGGAAUGACAAGGGCUCGUCGAGGUUGGUUCAGCAAAUAAGACGGUCGUUUGGGGAAGCGACCAACGGAUGGGGGGAUGAGGGGAGGGAAGAAUGCGCGGGGGCUGCGGGGCGGGCUUUAUACCCGCUGCCACGCCGCGUGUUAGAGGUGCGGGAAGCCAACGUGAUGCGUUUGCAGGGAUGCCCAAGCGCGUCGGAAGCUGCCACGCGCGACGGACGCGCCCCCGAAUCACUGCGUUGGAGUCGGCACGCAUGCGCCCCGCGGGGAGUCUCACGGAAGAUACAAAGGUUCUUCCUAGGUUCCUCCUCUUGAAAGGUCUGUAAAGGGAGUGGUCAGUAAGGAUCUCCUCGCUGGAAGUGAAGGUGACGAGAGCUCGAUCGCAGAGAAUACAUAUCCCGUAACCAUCGCAGUCCGCCAAGCCUUUCUGCACCUCGACUACCUCGAACGCUGGACUGGACUGGGGUCUGAUGCUGUCACACACGAAAAGCGUCGAGAGCGAAAGGCAUUGAUACAACCUCUACAAACAAGAGCGCCCUCUAGUA
Molecule: messenger RNA, 683 nt
Organism: Schizophyllum commune H4-8
Lineage: Eukaryota; Fungi; Basidiomycota; Agaricomycetes; Agaricales; Schizophyllaceae
Exons: 1
Coding region: 234-464 (76 amino acids)
Source: RefSeq, a predicted model, not a curated record